CAAGUGUACCAAAUUCAUGUAAAUAGUUAAAACACAUGCCAUAAUUGAUCGAGCAUGUGUGUGUAUGAAUACUGAUUGCCGUUUAAUCAACGAUUUUAUCUAGGCAUAGUGGCAAUAUCGAUUCAGUUUAUCGUUUAAAAUAUACCCGAGUGGCAUACCUAGUUAUUUACGAUUACCGAAUAGGUGAAUGUAGAACUGUUAUAUAAAGUGCAAACGUCCAGUCAAGAUUCACUCGCUAUUUUCCUUUCGAGCGUGUCGCACAGAAGUCGCGUGUACAUUAUCUUUAUCGUUUUGAUCGAACGGUUACGAUGAGAAACGUUGCCUGCAAAGUUUUUAUUCUCGGAUUGUGUCUCGUUUUCGUUGCGGACCGCGGGGAAGGACACACCGACGAUUCUAAGAUAGUUAUCGAACCAGUAGUAGGGCCAUUCGAUCAUAGCGAGGGUCCUCACUGGGAUCACAGUUCUCAAAAACUCUAUUUUGUCGAUAUAGUGGCGCAAAAGAUAUGUAGGUUCGAUCCUGCAACGAAAGAUCAUGCCUGUGUUUAUAUAGAAAAUGGGCCUGUUGGAGUUACCGUUCCCGUCGAAGGUGAACCAAACAAGUUGGUGGCUGGUGCCGGUACCGAUUUCAUUCUAGUUACGUGGAACGGCGACAAAAACGUUUCAAGAGCCGCUCCCGAAACAUUAACGGUCGUGGAUCUCAACCGCAAUGGCACCAGAUGGAAUGACGGAAAGGUGGAUUCUUCGGGAAGAUUCUGGGGAGGCACGAUUGGUCCAGAGGUGAACGAUGUCGUUCUACCCGAUCAAGCAACUUUAUAUCGUAUCGAUUCGGAUCUACAUCCCAAGAAAAUGUUAUCUCCCGUUACAAACAGUAAUGGAUUAGCUUGGAAUCUUCAAGACGAUACGUUCUAUUAUAUCGAUACGCCUACGCGUGAAGUGGCAGCAUUUGACUUUGAUCCUAUCGAAGGGAAUAUAUCCAACAAGAGGAUUGCAUUUGACCUUCAGAAAAAUAACGCUUCCGGCUUGCCUGACGGUAUGACCAUAGACAGGGAUGGAAAUCUUUGGGUAGCUUUAUACAAUGGGGGUGCCGUGGUGAAUGUAAAUCCCCAUACUGGUUGUAUACUGAGAUAUGUGAGGCUACCUACUGAUAAAGUAACUAGUUGUACAUUUGGAGGCUCUGAUUUGGAUAUUUUGUACGUAACAACAUCCAGCCGUGGUUUAACUGCAAAGGAUUUAGCAAAACAACCACACGCUGGUUACGUCUUUGCCGUGCACGGUUUGAAAGUACACGGCUUGGUUGCAAAUUCGUUCAAGAUGAAAAUGUCAAAAGUAAUUAUCAAACCACUAGUAGGACCAUACACUCUUGGGGAAGGUCCACAUUGGGAUCAUGUUUCUAAGAAGUUGUAUUUUGUUGACAUAUUUGCUCAAAAAAUAUUCAGCUAUGAUCCUUUGACAAAUACUGUUACUUCAACCUUUGUAGAUAAUGGACCUGUUUCAUUUGUUAUUCCUUUAAAUGGCACUCAUGAUAAACUGCUAGUUGGAACUGGUAUUGAUGUAGCAGUGGUUACUUGGGAUGGAGAAAAAGAUCUUGCCAAAUGUAAUAGUCAAACACUGGACACUGCAGACAGUGAUCAUACAGAGACCAGAUGGAAUGAUGCAAAAGCAGAUUGUUCUGGAAGACUCUGGGGUGGAACAAUGAGCUUAGAGGAAAAUGGAGAAUUUCCACCCAACAAGGGAUCUCUCUUUUGUAUGGAGAAUGACCUUGUGCUGAAGAAACAAGUAGCUCCUGUAUCUAUAAGUAAUGGAUUAGCUUGGAGUCAUAAUGAAGACACAUUUUAUUACAUUGAUUCACUGAGUUAUCAGGUAGUGGCGUAUGAUUACAACUCUCAAACAGGAGCUAUAUCUAAUAAGAGAACCAUCUUCGACUUGCGGGAACAGAAUAUUCCUGGACUUCCGGAUGGUAUGACUAUAGAUACAGAUGGGAAUCUUUGGGUUGCUGUAUAUGGUGGAGGUGGUGUAAUGCAAAUAAACCCGGAAACGGGUAAAUUGUUAAAGUUUAUCAAGAUUAACAACGCAAAAAAUAUAACCAGUGUAGCAUUUGGUGAUGCUGAAUUAGAUACCUUAUACGUAACAACAGCGCGGAUAGGUUUAGAUGAACAUCAAUUAAAAGAGCAACCAUAUGCUGGUUAUUUGUUUAGUAUAAAAGGUUUAGGCGUACGUGGUUUACGUGCGAAUUCAUUUAAACUGCCAGAUAAAUUUAACAUAGAUGAAAUUAAAUAAAUAUUCUACAGAUGUACAAAUAUAUAAAACACAUUCCUAUAGUAAUAAAUCAUUAGAGUAACAAAUGACACAAUGUGUAAUGUACACACACAUAACAAUGUCGCAGUUUAUAAUAAUUCUU
Molecule: messenger RNA, 2397 nt
Organism: Colletes gigas
Lineage: Eukaryota; Metazoa; Arthropoda; Insecta; Hymenoptera; Colletidae
Exons: 11
Coding region: 309-2276 (655 amino acids)
Biological process (GO): L-ascorbic acid biosynthetic process
Molecular function (GO): gluconolactonase activity; enzyme regulator activity; calcium ion binding
Source: RefSeq, a predicted model, not a curated record